AUGGCGACCCUUAACAUCUUGCGGACGGAGGAAGAUCUCAUUAUGUAUUCGACUCUCUUCGGCAAUCCCAAAGAUGAAAAUAUUAAGUCCCGGGGGACGGAAAUUGAGAAGAAGAUCGAAUUUCUUGAGAACCUAGCUGGAAGAGUUAGCAACAGAAGGUAUCGCCGGUGGAUAAACGAUCGGUUGUUGAUGGAGCUUGUGCCGCGUUUGGAUGGUCAUGAAAUCCGGGGUUUGUUUGCUCCACCGCCAUGGGGUGAUGAUGUGCCACCUUCAGCAUUUAGCCAGACAAAUGUGAGGGAAUGGGAUAGGUUCAGACACAUAGACAUGAAUAAGGAGGCCUCUAUCAUGGAAUCCCUCGAAAGCUCGUCUGCAAUGAGGAAAGGUCGUAUGGAUAAUGAAAAAGUCUCAGUGCUGAAAGCUUGGCACCGCGUAGAUAACAGAACCAGAGAGGCACUUCGUCGAUGUUAUCUUUUAGACUUGCUGAAUGGAUAUGAGGAAUGUGUGCGGUCAUUUGUCGAGGAUGGUGGAGACAGAGAUGUUCUGGUGCUGCAUGUUCAAGAUUCUUUCCACCGUUUACUUUUGCAUGGUGUUUGUGAGUACUAUAAUCUUGUCUCGGCCACGACCAGCCUAUCUGAAGGCUGUGAAUCUUUGAAGGAGACGAGGAUAAAGAAGAAGCAAUUGUCGUGUGUUGAUAUCCCUAGCAUCACUCUCUGCAACUUUCUGAGAAUGGCGAAACAAGGAUUUUGGUGA
This is a messenger RNA of Striga hermonthica, 750 nucleotides long. Lineage: Eukaryota; Viridiplantae; Streptophyta; Magnoliopsida; Lamiales; Orobanchaceae. The record is from the annotation of a GenBank genome assembly.